Messenger RNA from Micropterus salmoides (largemouth bass), 7195 nucleotides. It is a transcript of the gene col15a1b, whose product is annotated as collagen, type XV, alpha 1b. The coding region runs from base 405 to 4685 and encodes 1426 amino acids. The record is from RefSeq and is a predicted model, not a curated record. The transcript has 44 exons. Gene Ontology annotation, cellular component: basement membrane. Lineage: Eukaryota; Metazoa; Chordata; Actinopteri; Centrarchiformes; Centrarchidae.
GAGGGGGCGUUUGUAAUUACACAGGGAGAGAGGACGGGGGCAAAAGAGAGAGAUGUCAGGGAGUUGCAAACAGAACAAGAGACAGAGGCGCAUGGAGAAAAGGAGCACAUGACGAGAGAGGAGACAAAAUAACAAGAAAGGAGAAGGAACAGCAGAGGACUGUAACAACCUGCAUGGUGGUUCAUUGGCAAUUUUUUGUGCCACUGGGUUUCCUGGAUUACUGAGAUUAACUUUCACACACUCUACAGGACUCUGCAUGGGCAGGUAGGGCUGUGUGCAUCCUUUCAUAGCUGGAGACUUAGCACUGUGUCUUGCCAAUAGCUUGUGUGCACGUGUGUAGUGAUUUUUAGACACAUUUAACAGGAUUGGUGUGUUUGUACAUUCAUGCAAGACAUAGUAAGAGCAUGGGAGCCUUUCGCCUCUCUCUUGCUCUCUUCCUCCUCCUCUCCUCUCCUGUACAAGCCCAGUGGUGGAGUUUAAUCUGGAGGAGACCUAAAACUAGGACCUGGCCUUCUCCUCCCUCCAUUCCUGCCUCCGUCACACCCCUGGGCCCUUCUGUCAACCCAGGGAUAACAGAAUGGGACGUAAAGGAGGACGGGGUGACAGAGAAAGCUCUGGAGCAUAGCAUCCAGACAGAGGGGCCAGUGCUGGCCCCUACGCCCAACCCAGGAGUGUCAAUCUUUGGCCACAGCACUGUAGAACCUGGGACCUUACCUCCAGAGGAGAAUGCAGGUGGAGGCAGCAAAGCCAAGCCCCAUUAUAAACCACUGAAACACUGGAAGAGUGAGCGAGUCUCAGGAGGCCAUCUGGACCUGACAGAGUUAAUUGGCGUCCCCCUCCCUCCCUCGGUCUCCUUCAGUCCUGGCUAUGAGGGUUUUCCAGCCUACAACUUUGGCCCUGAAGCCAACAUCGGCCGGCUCACUAAGACUUUCGUGCCUGGGUCAUUCUACAGGGACUUUGCCAUCAUUGUCACGGUGCGGCCAGAAACUCAGAACGGAGGCGUGCUCUUUGCCAUCACAGAUGCCCGUCAGAAGGUAGUGGAGCUGGGUUUGGCCCUCACUCCGGUGCGUGGAGGCCUCCAGAGCAUCUUACUGUACUAUACCGACGGAAAGCAAGCUUCCCACAGCCACAAAGCUGCUGCCUUUAGUGUCCCAGAUAUGACCGCCCAGUGGACACGAUUCACGGUGGUGGUGGAGCAUGAAGAGGUGCGUCUCUACAUGGACUGUGGAGAGGCAGAGAGGACAACUUUCCACCGGAGGGCAGAAAGACUCACUUUCUCACACAAUUCAGGCAUUUUCGUAGCUAAUGCGGGAAGCACAGGGCUGGACAAGUUUGUGGGAUCGAUUCAGCAGCUGGUGAUAAAAGGUGAUCCCAGAGCAGCUGAGGAGCAGUGUGAAGAUGAUGAUCCUUAUGCCUCAGGAUACAGCAGUGGCGACGAUGCUCUGGAUGACAGAGAGAAAGAGGUGGAAACGAAGAACACACAGGAGAGAAAACACGGCACAGCGCAGGAGGAGGCCAGUGUUCCUGUUGGUGCUCCACCCACUGCGGCUCCAGAGGUGGAGAUCGAUGAGUACUCAGGUCACCAGACCCCAACAGAGACCAAUGAAGAAAUGGUGGUCAGAGAUCCACAGCAGACAGAGGAGCCAGGAGAGAGAUCAGGAGAUGGUCAUGUCAGGCAUGGGUUAAAAGGAGAGCGUGGAGAUCCUGGACCCAGAGGACCACCUGGUCCCCCUGGCCCCACCUCUGUACCCGAAAAAGCUCAGCCUGGACCAAGAGGGACACAAGGACCACCAGGAACCCCUGGAUCCCCAGGACUGCCAGGGAGAGAUGGCCAGAAGGGAAACAAAGGUGAUAAAGGAGAUCCAGGUCAGAAAGGAUCUCAAGGAUUUCCAGGUUGGAAUGGAGAAUUUGGAGCUAAAGGAGAGAAGGGAGACAUAGGAGUUGGUUUACCAGGCCCUCCCGGCCUCCCUGGGCCUCCUGGACCCCCCAGAUCACGCAGUGUACCUUAUGGAGCAGAUGCCCUGGGUUCUGGGUUUGAAGACCUGGAUAGCGACACUGAACUCAUCAGGGGUCCUCCCGGUCUACCAGGGCCUCCAGGACCUCCUGGUCCCCCUGGACAUAACAUGUCAUCGUCUGACACAGCCGAUGGCCUACAUCCAGUGCUUGUUGGACCACCCGGUGCUCCUGGCAGAGACGGGCUCCCAGGCAAACCUGGAAUACCUAUGUUUGAGGAUUGGUUUAGUGGUUCUGGGCCUGAUGGUUCAGGUUUGAGUUCAGAGUUGUCCUCUGACCUCGGCUCUGGUUUCAGUUCCGGGGUCCGCUCUGAAUCCAGUUUUGCAUCUGGUUCUGGGCUCGACUUUGGUUCUGCUUGGGGUUCAGGCGAGGGUAUAGCAGGAAAAGAUGGGGAUCCAGGUCUACAAGGAGCUGUGGGAAGGAAGGGUGACCAAGGGUUACCUGGGCCAGCAGGACCAAAGGGUGAAUGUGGGUCUGUGGGUACGGCAGGGCCACCAGGGCCUACUGGUCCACAGGGGAAGACAGGGCCGUCAGGUCCCCCAGGACCCCCUGGCCCCCCCGGACCUCCAGGAACCAAAUUCUUUGUAGAGGACAUGGAGGGAUCUGGGAAGAGUGACUUGCUUAUUGGAGGCGGAGUCAGAGGCCCACAGGGUCCCCCUGGCCUACCUGGCCCAUCCGGACCUAAGGGUGAGGAUGGAGCCACAGGUGCUCCAGGGCUCUCUGUCAAGGGUGAUCCAGGGGACCCAGGACCAGAGGGUCGUCAGGGUCUUGCUGGACUACCAGGCGCUAGGGGGGCCAAAGGAGAAAAAGGAAGUCCAGGACCCAAGGGUGAUCGAGGUGUUGAUGGACGCAGUAUCCCAGGACCACCUGGGCCUCCUGGACCUCCUGGAUCUAUCAGUAGUCUGCAGGAUCUGCUGCUCAACGUUACAAAUGGUAUCUUAAACUUCACAGAGAUCAGAGGACCACCAGGGCCCAUGGGCCCUGAAGGCUUGCCUGGCAGAGCUGGAUUUCCUGGCCCCAGGGGACCAAAGGGAGAUAUAGGCCCUCCAGGUAGCAAGGGGCCAGCAGGGUUCAAGGGAGAGAAGGGAGAGCCGGGGGUGACCAUUGCUGCUGACGGAUCCAUCUUAUCAGCGCCAAGAGGCCCUCAGGGGCCCAAAGGCAACAAGGGUGAACGUGGGUUCCCUGGACCUGCCGGACUUAUGGGCCCAAUAGGGCCAUCUGGACAAAAAGGAGAAUAUGGCUUCCCUGGUCGCUCAGGACGGCCUGGUAUGCCCGGGAAGAAAGGUGACAAAGGAGACUCUGUUGGCCAACCGGGACCUCCAGGUCCUCCAGGUCCACCUGGACUUCCAGGAAGAAUUCUUGGGCUGAACGGAACAGUGUUUCCGGUGCGCCCCAGACCGCACUGCAAAAAGGGACGAGAGUCAGUGACAGGGCGAGAUUCAGUUGGAGUUAAAGGAGACAAAGGAGACGAGGGAAUACCUGGAGAGCCAGGCACACCUGCACCUGGAUUUCCAGAUGGAAUCGUGGGUGCUAGAGGUGAUCAGGGAUACCAAGGGCAGAAGGGAGAGAAGGGUGACUCUGGUCUGCCUGGUCCUCCAGGACUGCCUGGGAGGUCAGGACUCGUGGGUCCAAAAGGUGAGUCCAUUGUGGGUCCCCCAGGACCUGUUGGUCCUGUAGGCCAGCCUGGAGCCCCUGGGAUCGGACGACCUGGUCCCCGUGGGCCUCCUGGCCCUGCUGGAGCCCCAGGACCUGUACCUGCAUAUAAACCGGCUGUCCCCGGCCCUCCUGGUCCUCCCGGCCCACCAGGUUCUCCAGGAUAUGCCAACCCGGUGACCAUCUAUAAGACAAUCAAUGCUCUGAGCAGAGAGACUCAGCGAGCUGCAGAAGGAACCUUUGCCUACGUGUCUGAGAGGGGAGGAGAGCUGUACUUCAGAGUAAACAAUGGCUGGCGCAAAAUCCAGCUUGGAGAGACGAUCCAGGAUGGACCUUCCACCUCUGCAGCGUCUCAGGCCCUCAGCAGACCUGGAGAAUGGAGCAAACCACACAGGAGCCACAGCCAGGAGCUUCAAGAGGGCAGUAGAGGAUAUCAGCCCAGCUAUAACAUACUACCACAGAUCUUCAACGCUGUACCUGGGCUCCAUCUGGUAGCACUGAACACACCGCUGAAAGGGGAUAUGCGUGGCAUCCGCGGGGCAGACUUCCAGUGCUACCAGCAGGCACGCUCAAUGGGGCUGACAGCCACCUACAGGGCCUUCCUGUCCUCACACCUCCAGGACCUGGCGACUAUCGUGAGGAAGGCAGACCGCAUUAACAUGCCUGUGGUUAAUCUCAGGGGUGAAGUGUUGUUCAAUAGUUGGAUGUCCAUCUUCUCUGGGAAUGGAGGCAUAUUUAACCCAUCCACUCCCAUCUACUCCUUUGAUGGACGCAACGUGAUGACUGACCCAGCAUGGCCAGAGAAGUUGGUCUGGCACGGCUCCAGUGCUGUGGGCAUCCGUCUGACCACUAACUACUGCGAGGCGUGGAGGACGGCUGACAUGGCGGUGACGGGCCAGGCUGCGCUGCUGCAGACAGGACGACUGUUAGGACAACACACCCGCUCCUGCUCCAACCACUACAUAGUGCUGUGUAUAGAGAACACAUACGUGGGGAACACACAUCAAAAGAGGACCUGAAGAGACAAGACGGAGGAAGCACACGCUCACACAGACACACAUGCAGGCAUGCUUAACGUGCAGAGUAGAAAAUGUGACAGUGCACAUACAUUGUAAUUUGAAUGGGAAACACAUACAGGCACAUACACACGUUAUGUUGACAUAUCAUUGCGUAAAAAUUACAUUAAAGUACACAGACAACAGGCACUUGUGUGUUCAUACAUACAGAAAAAAUACACGUUAACAUGUAGAAGCAGGCGCCUACACACAAGCAAAGUUUCACUUUGUUUAGUUUCAUCUUUAGUGCCAAAUAUGUAAUCCGACACUUCACACGUCCGUCCCAGUCUAGAUUAAAAGUAUUUAUAUUCACUAUGAACCUGUAACAGCAUAGCAUGUCAUCACACAGGACACUGUGAUACAGUGUGUGUUGCUGAAGUGAAAGAUAUCAGUAGAACUGAAUACCUUAACAGACCAUAACAGUGUUUUAUCUUCUUAACUAAAAAUCCUUUAUACUUUACAUUUUCAAAUGCGUUUUCAUAGGUUUAGAUUUUUUGGAGUAUUUUUCUCAGAGGUUUAUGCAGCCAUUGGUUCCCGUCUAUUUCCCUACAGUAUGAAAAUGAACUACCAGACAACUUAAAUCUUGUUUUAGUUGUGUGGUCCAACACUGUGAACAUCAAUUCUGCGUUAUAAUUCUUUUUCAGUGUCAUGUUUCUAUUAUUUGAUGAUGCGGUUCAGGUGUAGAUUGGUUUUAGAAGUGUGCAUUACCUCACAACACUAGCAUGUUAGGUCGACUUGAUGUUCACCUUGAUGGAUUAAACACCUUAAAUAAAUCUGCCAAAUGAUUUUCAUAUUGCUAAUGGGAUGAAAACUAUUGGCUGUCUAUAACAGUACAUAGGUGCAUUACUGAAUUUUGGGUAAACAUGGUCUAUUUACAGAUUUUAAACCUCAUUUCUAAACAUGAUAGUGUUGUAGUUUAGACUUAAGUCUUGCAUAUCAAAGCUAGUUGUUUUUGAAGACAGGCUAAAAAUACACUGGAGAUAAGGCUGGCAACCUUCUCAAAAAGCCCCGUGGAAAGAACGAAGACAACUAAUGUAUUACACACCCUGUCUGUGGCUCUCAGUCACAAGACCUUCGGUUUCUUAUGAAGAUGUAAAUCUUUAAAAACAGGUCACAAAUAUACUCUUUCUUUUUUGAAAAGGUGCAGUCAUUUCGUAAAACAGCGGGUAACUGAAGUCUUUACCAAAUUUAUUGGGAGACUAUUUUCAGCUGUGGAUUAAUCCACAUUUGGUGCUCUAGUGAGUAUUUUGGGAAGCAGGAAGGUGUGUGGGACUGAGUUAAAAUAAACAUGUGUGUGUUCAUGGUGAUGAAGGAACAUGUCACCCAGUGGAGCAAUGUGGCUUCACCGAUGCGUUUUAAAAGUUGUGAGACGACAAUGGAGCUCUAUGGCAUAUUACGCACACACGCACGCACAGACGGACAGAUCAGUUCAUGGUUGUUUGGUCUGAUUUGUUGACAACAGAUAUUUCUUUUGUCAGACCUUUUAAUUUGAGUCUUACACUCUAAUGUCAAACAUUUCUAAGAUGGAAACAAACUGUAUGUAAAUUACUUCCUCAAAGUCAAUCUAUCACAGCGUCACUUCUGUUUCCAGCAUUAUUUUUUUUUUCAGGCCACUGAAACGCCCCCCUCCAAAAUAAAAAAAAAAAAACUGGCUGGAUUUUUACCAAAAACAUUUUACCACUAAGAUUUGCUCUCUCAUUGUUUAAUCGACAGAUAUGAAACAAAAUGACAUUAGUCGUGCAAGAUAAAUUAAAUGAACCAAGGCGUGUUUAUAAAGAGGCUUCACUUGCUUAGGCUACAAAUGUAAUGUUCAUUUGUAAUUGGAGUGUUGCACUCCCCACUGAAAAGCUGUUGGCUCACUAGCUUUGUUUACAUUGUGUUGCAUUUUGUUUCUCAGUUUAAUGCAUUACUAACUGGCAUCCCAUAAUCCAAUAUUGAAUAUGGAUUGUCUUUACAAAUUUAAGUCCAAAUGAGCAUUUAUUCCCCCUGUUUUCUGUUGAACUUCAGACCUGUUGCUUGCAACAAAGCGAUUUGAACUAGCCUCAACACCAACAUCAGUGCUUUAGUUUAGUUUUAAUCAAUAUGUGAUUUUCAUUAAUUUAUACAGCAGGAUGUAUGUGAAAAUCUAGCAAGUUCAGUUUCAGAAUUUGAUGAAGUUGGAACAUGUAUAUAUAUAUAUGUGUUGUCCAAAUGUUUUUUUGUUUUUUUUUUACUCACUACUUUGUAGAGGUAGAUUUUGUAUGAUGCACACUAAAUGAUUUGCUCUCACCAAGCGUUAAUUGAGAUGUAGUUCCAGUGUUCUGCCUGUAAACACGACAUAGGCCUGGUUGAAAUGUUUUGAUUUUAGUUUUCCUGAUGUGUGAUCAUGAUGUUACUGUUCAAACAAAACCUGAGCUUCUGAAAAAAAACAAAAAAAACAAACUGUACUGACUGACGCUCACUGAAUAAAUGUCUUAUUUUGUGUUUUUUUUUAA